Closterium sp. Yama58-4 is the source of this 1794-nucleotide messenger RNA. The record is from the annotation of a GenBank genome assembly. Lineage: Eukaryota; Viridiplantae; Streptophyta; Zygnematophyceae; Desmidiales; Closteriaceae.
AUGUGGGACGGCGAGGAGGAGGAAGACGACAAAGUGUGCCACACGCGCGCGGAGUAUCGGGCGGGGAGGCGCGAGAGGGCUGUGCGCGUUUACACUGUGAACGAGGAGUCGAGGUACCUGAUGGUGCGCAACGUGCCAGCGCUGGGAUGUGUGGGUGACUUGCUGCGGCUGUUCUCCGCACAUGGACCCAUCGAGGAGCACCGCAUGAUGGACGAGGAGGACGCACCUCCCUUCACCGACGUUGUGUGGCUCAAAUUCACCCACCUGCACCAUGCCAGGUUCGCAAAGAGAAAGCUGGACGAGUAUCCAUUCAUGGGCAGCGCGUUGAAAGUUUCGUUCCUGCCCGGGCACGAGACGAUGGAGGACACGUGGGCGAAGCUGGAGGAGCGGCGGCGAAUCGUGGCCGUCCGUUGCCGACCCAACCAUGCAUUGAUGCUUGAAACCGUUCUGUCGUGCAUGCUGCCGCACUGCUGGGCACCACCUCUGCCUCUCUCUUCCACCAUCCCCACACUUGCUCCACACUCACGCCUGCAGCCCACCCAGCCACAUCAGCAGGCCGCCCAGCCACAUCAGCAGGCCGCCCAGCCACAUCAGCAGGCCGCCCAGCCACAUCAGCAGGCCGCCCAGCCACAGCAACACGUGGCAGCAGGUAGCAGCAGCAGUGCAGUCAACAUAGACACCAGCAGCGACGUGAUCCCCGCAGCGAGCAGCAGGCAGCCCGGCAGCACCUCUCCCACCAGCAGCACCACCCUUGCCACCAGCGACAGCUCCCCCGCACCCCGUGCGCCGUGCUACUUUGGCGUUGCCUCCAUGGAUGCUGCUGUGGCUCGCGUGCGAUCACACCUCGCUGCGCUGCACGCCCCACCACACCCCCACGCCACCCCGCCUUCUCAGGCGGGCACUGUGAGGGACUGUGCAGCAUCGGAGCAUGGGACUGGGAGUGCACACGAGCACGGUCUAUGCGACACACAGCACAUUCACGCCAGCAGGGAGGCGCACGACCGCUGCACAGCAAGUCUGGCUCAAGGCACGGCAGGAGGGGAAUCGGCGGGUGUAGGUGGGGGGGAUGCUUGUGGUGCCGAAGCAGCACUGACAAUGGUGCAGCCCCCGGGGUUGGUCCAUCAGACCCACGUGCAAUGUGUGCCCCGCAAUGGUGCAAAUGAAGGUGCAGUUGUCUUAGGCUUGGCUGAGGUGUAUAUCGCGGAUGAAAUUCACGCCUCCAAUCACAACCCGACGAAAGAUCGGGGGGCUGUUGGAAUUCAUCCAAUCGCAUCUCACCCCAUUCUAUUCGACGUUCACCCGACCGACACGUCACUUCCAGCUGGCAAAUCCGCGAUGCCCGGGCCUCCGUGCCGGCCGACAGCGCGCCGGCCGCGAAAUUGCGUUGUGAUAGCUGUCGAGACCGAUCGCCUGUUGUCGUCGCGAUGUGCGCGCGCGUGCGCGCUGAUCGUUAUCGCCGCGUCGCUGCUACCAUCGCUCUCCUUCGCCGCUGAAUCCGCGGAAAAGACGCGCCGCGUCUCUAGCGAGUCGCGGAAAUCGAAUUCGUCAGGUUCGUCGUGCCGGCCUCGUCCCUCCAUCUCAACCGCACGAUCGCCAGCCUCCCCCGUCCCGCCUCGUCUAUCCUCUCUUCUCUCCUUUCUCCUCUCCUUUUGCCAAAUCGCUCUUAUCCCCUGCGGCGGUCGUUCCGCAUGCAUCGGAGGGCGCGCGGAGUCGCACCGGCCUCUCGCCGCCUCCGCCUAUCAUCCCUCCGCGUCCCACGCUUCUCUCUCGCACCACAUCACUCCACCUCCCUAA